Malassezia restricta is the source of this 1923-nucleotide messenger RNA. Its product is annotated as signal recognition particle receptor subunit alpha. The transcript has 4 exons. Gene Ontology annotation, molecular function: signal recognition particle binding; ATP hydrolysis activity; GTPase activity. Gene Ontology annotation, biological process: SRP-dependent cotranslational protein targeting to membrane. Lineage: Eukaryota; Fungi; Basidiomycota; Malasseziomycetes; Malasseziales; Malasseziaceae. The record is from RefSeq and is a predicted model, not a curated record. Gene Ontology annotation, cellular component: signal recognition particle receptor complex; endoplasmic reticulum membrane. The coding region runs from base 1 to 1923 and encodes 640 amino acids.
AUGCUCGACCAGUUUGUGAUUCUAUCCAAGACUGGAGCUAUAUUGUGGUCAAAAGAUUUCUUACCAAAUGUUCGAAAUGCCCAGAUUCUCCCGCGCGUGAUCGAGUCUGCGUUUUUUGAGGAGCAUACUGCGUCAUCGAGGUUGGAUUUGGACAAGUUCACGGUGCGCUGGUCCAUGUCGAAUGAACAUGAAUUGAUUUUUAUUGCAAUAAAUCAAAGAAUCUUGACUUUGAAUUACGUGGAAUCCUUCCUCCUGACUGUCCAAAGGUUGUUCACGAGACGAUACGGUGACAUGAUCGAAAGCUUGAAGACAUACUCGACGUCACGUCAAACUCUACUUGCUUACGCAGAAGAUAUCAAGCUUUGGGAUAAGGAGUUCAUGACCCUUCUUCGACAGCAUGAAAAGAGCCGGGCAGGGAUAAAGCCAGCUGAACCUUCUCCGUCCAGUCCUCCAUCCGAACCAUUACCCUGCAUGAAUGAAAACGAAAUUUUGAAGCCCACAAAUACGGAUGCCCCAAAAAGUGUGAUGGCCGCUAGCGCUGGAGGACGUCGUGUUGUCUCUGCGAAGUCCAAGAAAAAAGGUAAAGAUGCUACCUCGCUGUCACCUAGCACCGCUAAGCUACAGCCGCAAAGCAAAAAGGCGGCAGGUACCAAGUCGCAACGCAAAUGGGAUGAAAAUGGGAUCGCGACGGAGCACGACAUGGCUUCGCUUGACUUCAGUCAGGGCGAUUCUGGAGGUAAGGCUAAUUUGUCGCAUUGGAUUGAUGAGUCCAAGCUUGGCAAGACCCGCAGUGAUGGUGUAUAUGAAUUAGCUGAUGAUGAUGAUAAUUCUACUACAGGCCAAUCUCAGGGACUGUUCGGUUUCUUAAGCUCAGGACCUACGUCUUCGCUUAUAUCACGAAUUACCGGUGCAAAGAGGUCGUUAACAAAACAGGACCUCGCUCCCAUAUUGCACAAGAUGCAGAUGCAGAUGCAGUCGAAAAAUGUGGCGAACGAUGUAGCCUCUCUGAUUUGUGAAGGAGUGGAAAAACGUCUUAUUGGAGAGCGGAUGGGAAGUUUUGGGAGCGUCAAGGCAGAAGUUCGAGCAUCCCUCGAAGAGUCUAUUACGCGCAUUCUCACACCAAGUACGAGUACGGAUAUUCUUCUUGAGAUUGCGAGCCGUAAGCAGCGACGUCAAGAAAUUCUCGCGAAGCAGCCCUCCCAGGCUAUGGCUCAUCAGGACCUACCGGAACUGAAUCCGUAUUCUAUUGGAUUUGUGGGGGUAAAUGGUGUUGGAAAAUCGACCAACCUCGCGAAGGUAUGCUUCUGGCUUCUUCAAAACCAAUACCGUGUCUUGAUCGCAGCGUGCGAUACGUUCAGGAGUGGCGCUGUUGAGCAGCUUCGUACGCAUGUGCGCAACCUUGGCGAGCUGGAAAUCAACGGCCAUCGCGUGGCGGAUGGUCUGCCUGAUUCAGGUGCCGCUAUUUUGGACUUGUAUGAGCGUGGUUAUGGUAAGGACGCUGCUGGUAUUGCGCGCGACGCGCUCACAUAUGCUCGCAGCCAAGGCUUCGACGUCGUCUUGAUUGACACAGCGGGUCGUAUGCAAGAUAAUGAGCCACUUAUGCGCGCUUUAGCCAAGUUGAUCGCUGUGAAUAACCCGGAUAAAGUACUUUUUGUGGGCGAGGCAUUGGUGGGCAAUGAAGCCGUGGACCAGUUGACAAAGUUUAAUCGAGCAUUGAAGGAUUAUAGUGGCAUGUCGAACCCACGUGGGUUGGACGGGUGCCUUCUGACCAAGUGGGAUACGGUCGAUGAUAAAGUGGGCACAGCUCUCACGUCAACAUGGGCAACAGGGCUGCCCAUUUAUUUUGUUGGCACAGGUCAGACAUACACUGACCUGCGUCAGUUACGUGUUGCGCUUGUCGUCAAUGCAUUGUUGCGCGAGUAG